AGAAAGGAGCGCCACGAAUCAAUCAUAAAUUUCAUAAAUAAUAAAAAAUAAAAAAAAGGAAAAGACUGGAAAAAGGAAGUCUUAUUUUACAAUCCCAGACAGUGAACAGCUGCACCACACUAAUCACUCUCUCUCUCUCUCUCUCUCUCUCUUUCUCUCUCUAACAUACACCAUGCAAAGGCAGUCUCUGGGCUCACCUAACUCGAAGCUCCAUAGCCAUGGCGGAGCUAAGGAAGAGUCUCUCAUAGUGGAAGAUGACCCCAAGCGCAAGGACCUCUUGGUCUCUUCUUCAUCCAUUUCCCCCGAUUACGAAGACGAUCACAAAGCAACAAAGCGUCACCGCCUCUCCACCUCACCGCCUCCUAUCAAGCCUGACAAGUUCAUCCACCUCAUCCCUAUCCUCACUCUCAUCUGCUUCCUCAUCCUCUAUCUCUGCUCCCACAGCCCUACCCAAUCUGAUUUGGCUCACUUUAAGGGAUUCAAAUGGCCUGCGAAGCGUUUAGAAGACUCUGCUGGAAACGAAAUCGGCGAUAUAGACCGAUUCAUGGAGCUCCCGAAAGGCGAUGUUUUGGCGAUUCGUGGCAUGAGGAACUUGCAAGGGAUCAAAAAACCCGCCCCGAAAUAUCGCAACCACCGAAAACUCGCCGAUUUUUAAGCCGCAUUUUCCGGUUCCUCUCCUUUUCCGUCCUCUGUACUACUCUUCUUCGUUCUCUCUUCGUCUUCUCUAUCUCUACCAACCCAACUCUGAGUUGGCACGUUCGAGUCCAACUCACGCGUGGGAAUUCCCGCGUGCGCCACUUGUGCCGUAUUCUUUUCGCACGUGUACAUUCAUUUAUAUGAUGGAUUUUGUUAUUCUGUUUUUUUUUUUUUUGUGAAAAAAAAAAAAAAAAAACUUUGGAAAGCACAGAAUAAUACAAAUAGGAUAUUUUUGUGUAUAUAAAUAUUUAUUUUAUAUCGCGAUUGCGGUACGCUAAAGUGAGCCUGGCAAGGCGUGCUAACGGGCGCCUGGUGAUAGGAAAACAGCUGGAUGUUCGUACUAAAAAAGACCGUUACUGCACCUUGAGUUUCGGGUUUGGAGAUAUGCCAGCCUGGGGAAAAGUUUGCACCGUGGGUGGGUAUCAGAUACUUCUAGCAUCCAGGGUUCCCGAUGUUUUUCUCUUUAAUUGUGCCCCCUAAGUUGCACAGGAUUUCCGUCCUUCUGGGCUUUAUCUGUUUCCAAGUCAUUGAAUAAAAUGUUUUAUCUUAUCGUAGAAGAUAAAAUGGAUUAAUUUGAAUAAUGAUAGAAAAGUAUAGUGGGACAUUUCUUUUUUGGGUGUCAAUAGCAAUCAUUGGUUUAUAUUGAGUUAUCAUUAUUAUGA
Ziziphus jujuba (common jujube) is the source of this 1358-nucleotide messenger RNA. RefSeq lists its product as uncharacterized. NCBI's taxonomy places the organism in Eukaryota, Viridiplantae, Streptophyta, Magnoliopsida, Rosales, Rhamnaceae. The record is from RefSeq and is a predicted model, not a curated record. The transcript has 3 exons. Bases 173 to 655 code for a protein of 160 amino acids.